UGUGGCACUUGUGCUAAACUCCUAAGGCAUAACGUUCUUUAAAAAAAUCUAUGUGCAACCUUAGUUAAAAUGACAAUUGAAUGGUAAAGAGGCAUUCUCAGAUAACCUACGCAGAAAAAUAGACAUUUAUAUAUUUAUUACAUAUAAUUAGACAUGAUGGUUAUGGCUCUACAUAGCAGGAGAGAGCUGUUUCAGGUGUUUGAAAAAUGCAAAAUCCACUGAAUUGGUUCUUUGACUGAACCUUAUCAACAUGGAAUAUUCCACCUCCAGCUAGACUUGGGGGUGGGUGCAGAAUAAAUGACAUGUGGGGGGCACACAAGCAACUGUUGCAGAGGACAGCUGUCAUACACUGAAGUCUCUAAAGACAUGAUCAUACAAAACAUUGGCACAAUGGUCUGAACUAAAAGUGCACAAGAUGGUAAAGGAAAUGUUUUAAACUGAUUAUUUGACUUCAAUACUGUGUUUUCAUAUCUUGUUUACUUUUUCUGAUAAGCGUUUUAUGGGAAUACUACAUUGCAGUCAUGUCCUCUUCGGAUCAUCUGAAGACAGAUUGGACAAUCAAGUCACUCCCACAGCAAUGCACAGAGAUGACAAAAGAAAUUGAUGAUAAACCUGUCAAGGAGCUAUGUGUUAUCUUCCCCUGGCUGGUGGAGAGGGUUGUUGGCAGCCUGGAUGGCAGCACUGUUGGUUGGAGUCUUUCCUCCCUGCAAGCCCACAGCAGUGACUACAGCAAUGUACUGGAGUUCCUACAACCAAGUGGCCCAAUGCUGAAACUUGUUUAUAAACUUCAAGCUGAAGACUACAACUUUGAGAUCCAAGUCGCCAAUUUACCUGAUCGUGUGAGAAUUUCCAUCUACGAGGGGGUCAUUUCAAAUAGCCGGAUUUUCCUCAAUAAAUUACCCUCUCAGAAUCAUCAGAGAUUGUCACUCAAUGCCUUUGAGUACUUUAUGUUUUAUUUUGCCACAAGCGUCAUUACACAGAGGGAUCACCACUCAGGGCAGCAAACCUCCAUCUCAAACAGCGUCUACUUUGCCUUGGUGGAUGCAUAUUUCAAACACUUCCUGCUUACAGAAGGAUCCCCCCACUCAGAUGUCAAAGGCACCUUGACCUCACACAUUCCAAGGUCCUCUAAGUAUAGUGAAACAAGCAAAGGCCUGUUGAAAUGCCAGUGCCCUGUUAACGCUGAGACAACCAAUCAGAGUAUCUGGAGAUCAGGGACUAUGCUACAGAUAUUUUUGGAGAUAUGGCUGCCACAUUUCCCCUUGGAGACACACCAGAAGCUUAAUGAGGUCUCUGUCAUCACAGAGGAGCACAUACUGGUGGUGAGACUGCUGGUGAAGCACAUGCAUGCCCUCUCUGGAAAAACAAAACUAGACCAGUCUGAUGUCUUACCUUCUGCCCACUCAGAAACCCAUCUCUCAGAAGAUUUUAAAAGAGUGGUCACAUCAGAAUAUGCACAGAGGUUGUACCUUCUCUUGCUGCACUGCUUCAAACAGUGGCCUAUGGAGACAUCCUUCAGAGCAGUAUUGGAGACGUGGCUUAGUUACAUCCAGCCCUGGAGAUACCAAAAACAUGUCUACAGUGAAAGCAAAGAGAAAUGGGCCUCUUUCAUUCAGGAGAAUAUUCUCAUGUACACCAGGCUAUUCAGCUUCUUCUUGAAAAGAUUGGCACAUGUCGACCUCGUCAACAUCGACAAUGCAACCAUGGUUUUCAGGAUGACAAAAGUAUUUGCCCAAACCAGUCUUCCAGAAUUGAUUGAAAAUGGAGAAAAAUUGCUAUUGCAUCAGGGUCCCCUCCCAUCCACUCUGAUGGCAUCUCAGGUGCAGCCCACUGAAAUAGCUGCCCUGCCCAAGACUCACACCAAUAACAAGAAACUACAAAUGUUUGGGGUAGAAAUGCGAGCUGAGGUGCUGAAACUGGUCCAGAGACUAAUGCAGGCCCAACAGACUGCAAAAACCACAUUGGACCAGCCAGCCAAUGUAUCAGUUGGUCAGUUUCUCUGUUCCUGGAAGAGGUCGAUUCUUAAAACCAAUUCAGAAGGUGGGGGGAAUGACAUGACCAAGUCUGACAUGAAGACAGUGGAGCUACUAAAGAAAGCUGUGGACAACCUCAAGCAGGUUUACAAUCUCAACACAGGUCAUCUAUCUCAGAUGAUGAUGAACAUGGGGUCAGUGGAGGAAUCCAAGCAGCUCCCUGACUGUAUUCACAGUGAAAACGGGCUGAUCCUAACAGACCUUGGCAGAAUGCAGAUUAUCAAUGGCCUUCGCAGAUUUGAUAUUGAGUAUCAAGGGGAUCCACAGCUGCAGCCUGUGAGAAGCUAUGAAAACGCAGUCUUGGUGCAGCUUAUGUUUUGGAUCGCCACUCUAAUCAAUAACAGACUUGAAGGACACAUGAACGAUCUGUGCUCACAACAGAACCUGCUGGGAAGGCUGGGACAACACUACCUUAUCAUCUCCACUGUAAAAGGAAGGUUCCCAAGGAGUACAGUGACACAGCAAAGCCAGGAGGACUACCACCUGCGGCCACGCCUUACCCUGCGCACAUUUGCGAGUUAUCGCACAUUACUCAUUCUCCUGUUACUCUACUCGCUGGGAUCUCUGUUUUCUAUUAGCCCACUGUUCAGCACAUGCCUCAUCUUAAUGUUGAGCUUUUUGUAUGGACUGUGCAUGACUGUCUACGUGGGAAAGUAAAAAACGUUUUUCUGCGUCAAUGUGUGUGUUAUACCUAAUAAAGGUGUUUUGAACUCA
This is a messenger RNA of Salmo salar (Atlantic salmon), 2747 nucleotides long. Its product is annotated as sphingomyelin phosphodiesterase 4. Gene Ontology annotation, molecular function: sphingomyelin phosphodiesterase D activity. The record is from RefSeq and is a predicted model, not a curated record. Gene Ontology annotation, biological process: glycerophospholipid catabolic process; ceramide biosynthetic process; sphingomyelin catabolic process. NCBI's taxonomy places the organism in Eukaryota, Metazoa, Chordata, Actinopteri, Salmoniformes, Salmonidae.